ACCUGUCAACUGGGACUCUGCGAGUGUCGAGUACAUAACAAGUUUAUUGGGAAGUCACUCUAGAUCGUUACCAUUCCAGAGAUCCACUUUGAUCUUUCACUAUUCACGUUCACCUCACUCAAAUAGAGGGUUGGGAUGAUCUGUUAACAGGUACUCCUAUUACUACUAGACAUGAUUUAUACUACUUGAUUUCAAUUGUUAGCAUUUUUUUGCUGUUCAACUUCUGAUCUAUUGAUCCGAAUCUAUGAACUUAAGGUACCAUUUAUCUGAUUGACCAUGUAAACACAUGGGUCAUGGAUCAAUUGUCAAAUUGUUUGGUGGGUAAUGACUAGAAUUUCGUUUAGUAGUGAUGUUUUUUGGUGGAUAAAAUUUUACCAGAGAAUUUGGACAAUUGAGAUUGUUUAUUUGCUUAAAUUGAGUAUGGAAGAACCACAAACCCCAUCAAAAGCCAAAGUUUAUAUAUUUGGGUCUUUUCAAUCUGAUAAAAUUUUGAAAAUUUGUAAGAUUUUAUUAGCAAUUAUGCUUAUUUUGGCUGGUUUAUUUUAUGGGUUUGGAUUAUUUGGGAAGAGGAAGUCUUAUUUUACGGUUGUUGUAGAUUGUGGGAGUACAGGAACUAGAGUGAAUGUUUAUGAGUGGGGAAUAAAUGAUGGUGGAAAUGAGGGUUUGCCAAUUUUAUUGCAUUCUUAUCCUCAUGAAUCAACAAAGGAAAGUUUAUGGAAUAAUGGUUGUCAGUAUCAUUGUAUGCAAACUGAGCCUGGUUUGGAUAGAUUUGUGGGUAAUUAUUCAGGGGUGAGGACUUCCUUGGUGCCAUUGUUGCGUUGGGCCGAGAGGGUUAUACCCAAUGGUCAACAUGUUGACGCCAUGGUUUUCGUUUUAGCUACGGCUGGAUUGAGGAGGCUUGCGGAGGAAGAUAGUUGGAGGGUUUUGAUGGAUGUAGAACAAGUCGUUGAACAGCACACAUUUAAGUGGAAAAGAGAGUGGAUUAGGGUUAUGAGUGGUAGAGAAGAGGGUUAUUAUGGAUGGGUUGCUUUGAAUUAUAAAUUUGGGUAUUUGAAUAAACCAUUUAAGGAGAAACAUACAUUAGGGCUCCUUGAUCUUGGAGGUUCUUCUUUGCAGGUAGUUACGGAAGCUGAUGAGAUGAGUGAGGGUAAUAACCUGUUAAUAUCGAAGAUUGGUCUCGUUGAACAUAAUCUUAUGGCUUAUUCCUUGCCUGCUUUUGGUUUGAAUAAGGCGUUCGAUAGAACAGUUGCUAUGCUUAUUCAAGUUGAGUCAAUAGGAAAUGAUGGUGGAUUUGAUGUUAGACAUCCAUGUCUUAGUUCUAAGUUUGUAGGAAAUUUUACUUGUAGCAGUUGUUCGAAUCCAGAAGCAUUAAUACGUUUGAUGGGGGAUCCGAAUUGGGAUAAAUGCAAAUUACUUGCACAAGCUACGUCAAUGAAUUUAAGUGUUUCAGAUUGGUCCAAGCGUAGCUUCAAUUCAAGUUGCCAAAGAAGAUUUUCACAUGAGGACAUUAAUAUUCUUAAUGUUGCAAUCAACACCAAAAUGGGUAUGCGCUACCAUGCUUUAUCCGGCUUCUUUGCUGUUUACAACAUGUUAAACUUGACUGAAAAAGCAAACUUGACGAAAAUUUGGGAGACCGGCCAACAUCUAUGCUCAACGAUAUGGGAUAAUGAGGCCAAUGUCUCAGGUAGUCAAUACUGUUUUAAAGUGUUGUAUUUGGCAUCCCUGAUAGAGGAUGGACUAUGCCUCGGAAAUGCAGAUAUCGUUUUUGGUCCCGGAGAUAUUUCUUGGACAUUAGGAGCUUCUUUGGUUGAAGGAGAACGUAUAUGGCAGACCGCAGGUCGUCCUAAAACGUUGAUGACAGAUUCACGAUAUAUGGAGGUCGUUUCAUCCCCCAUCGUUCUGUUUAUUAUUCUUGCGGUCUUGGUAUUUAUCGUUUACUACAGUCAGAUUAAGCUGCCUAUGCCCCGAAAGAGAAGUGCUAGUAUUGGAGCGCCUUUGCCUUCACACAAGCAAUCUAGGCACCGGCCACAUUAGUUUUGUAAUUGAUUCAUGUACAUUGAUUUGAUUCAUUCUUUGUUGUAAGAUAUAAGUAUUCACAAUUGAAUCCAUUAUAGCAAAAUUUUUUGAUUCUGAUGGAAAAUCUUCCUAUAUCUACUUUUUAAGGUAAGACUACGUA
This is a messenger RNA of Amaranthus tricolor (Joseph's coat), 2176 nucleotides long. Its product is annotated as probable apyrase 7. The transcript is spliced from 2 exons. NCBI's taxonomy places the organism in Eukaryota, Viridiplantae, Streptophyta, Magnoliopsida, Caryophyllales, Amaranthaceae. Gene Ontology annotation, molecular function: nucleoside diphosphate phosphatase activity. Gene Ontology annotation, biological process: nucleoside diphosphate catabolic process. The record is from RefSeq and is a predicted model, not a curated record. Gene Ontology annotation, cellular component: membrane. The coding region runs from base 325 to 2034 and encodes 569 amino acids.